Messenger RNA from Apis laboriosa (Himalayan honeybee), 1594 nucleotides. RefSeq names its product protein lethal(2)essential for life-like. Gene Ontology annotation, biological process: protein refolding; response to heat. NCBI's taxonomy places the organism in Eukaryota, Metazoa, Arthropoda, Insecta, Hymenoptera, Apidae. Bases 117 to 698 code for a protein of 193 amino acids. Gene Ontology annotation, molecular function: protein folding chaperone. The transcript has a single exon. The record is from RefSeq and is a predicted model, not a curated record.
GUGUGGAACAGUGAAUCUAUCACAAACUAAUCGAUUAUUUUAAAUCAGAGAGCCAAAGUUCAACACCAAGUUCUAAUCUACAUAGCUUGAAUUAGUUUAAAAUUCGCAAAUCUAAAAUGAAUCUGGAAAGUUUGUUUCUUCCUUAUUUAUGGGAGAAUAUGGAACGUGCUCAUUCCACUAUAAAUCCGAAUCUUAGAGUUAGAAUCAAUCCGGAGAAUCUGGGUUCGAAAAUCAUGCACGUGUAUGAUUUCCUACCACAAAAAACGAGUCCAAAAUUGCACAUGGACUACUACAGACCAUGGGGUGAAUUGUUACGCAAAAGCGAAGGUGGUGCAUCAACGGUGACAGCUGACAAAAACCAAUUCCGUGUGGACCUGGAUGUCCAACAAUUCUCACCUGAGGAAAUCAACGUUAAAGUUGUCGAUCGUUUCGUGAUUGUCGAAGCAAAGCACGAAGAGAAAGAGGACGAGCAUGGUUGGAUUUCUAGGCAAUUCACGAGAAAAUACAUAAUUCCUGAACAAUGCGACAUCGAUCAAGCGUCCUCGAAACUUUCAUCUGACGGUGUCCUUUCGAUUAUUGUACCACGCAAGCAAAAAGUCAUUUCGGAAGGCGAAAGGGUAAUUAACAUUGAACAUACCGGGAAACCAUGCGAUGCGCAAAAUGAAGAAAGAAAGGAGAAAGAGGAGGACGUCGAGUAAUAACUUGAAAUCUCAAUACGGAAUGAUCCAGUGAAUUUUAUCAUCUUUACUGUUUUUAGCUCUUAUCGGAAAUAUUUAUUUAGUGUUAUAUGAAAAAAAUUAAACGUAUUUACGUAUUAAAUUACGUCUUAAACGUAUUUAGAUGUGUAUAGCUAUUAUUCGUUGCGCGAAUAUUCUUGUACGUAUAAAGUACAAAAUUCGAAUACAUAUAUUAUCUAUUAUUUUAAAUAAUUUUAUUUUUAUAUAUGAAUAAGUAUAUUAAAUUUAUUUCUAUUCGUCGUUUUGUAAUAUUUUGUAUUUUCGAAUAUCUUUUUAUUUUACUUUAUUUAUAUUCUUUUAAUAUAUUCCUAUCUCUUUGAUAAUGUGAUGGCAAAUGAUGAUAUUGAUCUAUGUACUAUGUAUGAAAGUUAUACUGUAUGUGUAAAGUUUUAUAAGCGGUGGAUAAUAUAUCGAAAUUUAUUGUAAUUGUAAAGCAAAUCUAAACGAUUAUGAAGAAAGUAAAGAAAAUAGAUUUUAUUUUUAUUGCAUUUAUUUGAUAAAUGCAAGUUUGUUUUUUAACUCUUGAAAAUUAUAAUUAAUUCAAAUUAUUAAAUUUGAGAAAUACUUAUACAUGUAUGUUAUCAUUAAGAAAAUAUUAACUCUAAUAGACAUAAUUUUAGAUGUAAUUAUUGAAUAAUAAAUUACAUAUUCAUAUUAAUUAAUAUUAUAUAUAUUUUCAUGCUUCAUAAGAAGCAUUUGCAUGUAAAUAGAUGUAAUCAAUAAGAUUAGAUUUAAUUAUAACAGUUAAUGAUUUAAUUAUUGCAACAAAUUAUGUUUCAAAAAAAUAUUGUAUUUUAUUUUGUCUUUCUCUAUUGUUAAGUAUAUUGGAAUUAAAUCAAAUAAUUAUAUCAAAUAAA